AUUGAAUGCGUUUAAUGGCCUAAUCAGUUCUCAAAAUGACAAAGUUUGUAGUAACCUUUUUGGUUCUAAUCAGUGUCUACUAUUUUCAGGUAGCCCCUCGUGAAAUCCACUCACCGCCAGAGCAAUUAGAAAUGAUUAGAAAGGUUACCGAAGCUUGUGCCAAAGAAACAGCUGUCAAAGAGGAUAUAGUUUUGAAAGCAAGAAAAGGCGAUUUUUCAGAUGACAGUACUUUUAAAGAAUAUGUAAUGUGUACUAUGAAGAAAUAUAAUAUUGUUACAGACGGAAAAAUUAAUAAAGAAGCUAUUGACCAACAUGUUAUAGUUACGACAGGCGACAAAGAUUUUGCAGCAAAAAUAUUUAAUAAAUGUCAUCAAGAAAAAGAUGAUCUCGUAAAUACUGUAGCCCCUGUUACAGUUCACCAACCACCAGAGCAAAUAGCACAGAUUAAAAAGGGUACAGAUGCUUGUGAAAAAGAAAUACAUGUCAAUAAAGAGCUAAUACUGAAAGCAAGAAAAGGCGAUUUUUCAGAUGACAGUACUUUAAAGGAAUACGUAUUUUGUGCUGUUCAGAAACAUAAAUUCGUUGUAGACGGAAAAAUUAUUAAAGAUGCUAUUGAUAAACAAGUUAUAAUUGGGACAGGAGACAAAGAUUUUGCAACAGAAACUUAUAAUAAAUGUUAUCAAGAAAAAGAUAAUUUAGUAGCCCCUAUUACAAUACACUCACCACCAGAACAAUUAGAAAUGUUUAGGAAGGUUAUAGACGCUUGUCUUAAAGAAAUAGGUGUCAAAGAAGAACUAGUUCUGAAAGCAAGAAAAGGCGAUUUUUCAGAAGAUAGUACUUUAAAGGAAUACGUAUUUUGUACUGCUAAGAAAUAUAAAUACGUUGUUAACGGAAAACUCGAUAAAGAAGCUAUUGACAGAGAGAUUAUAAUUGCGACAGGCGACAAAGAUUUAGCAACAAAAACUUAUAAUAAAUGUUAUCAAGAAAAAGAUACUCUAGUAAAUUCAAUUUUUGAAAUGUUAAAAUGUUAUUCUAAAGACAUCCCUCUUCCCGUUAUAUAGAUAGAUUGGUGUAUAUGUACUUAAUGCUAAUUUAAAAAUAGAUAAAUGCCUAAUAAAUGC
Psylliodes chrysocephalus is the source of this 1121-nucleotide messenger RNA. The record is from the annotation of a GenBank genome assembly. Lineage: Eukaryota; Metazoa; Arthropoda; Insecta; Coleoptera; Chrysomelidae.